Molecule: messenger RNA, 1578 nt
Organism: Pseudogymnoascus verrucosus
Lineage: Eukaryota; Fungi; Ascomycota; Leotiomycetes; Thelebolales; Thelebolaceae
Exons: 2
Coding region: 643-1359 (238 amino acids)
Biological process (GO): proteolysis
Molecular function (GO): metalloendopeptidase activity
Source: RefSeq, a predicted model, not a curated record
CAGGACUUUAGGCGAUGCAUCAUCGGCUUGCGACGGGAUGAAAGAAGAAAAUCUGGACUUAAGUCUAGUCACGUGCCGGAGGCACUAACGUGUCACUCAUUGGGUGGCAAGGGUCAUAGCCUGGCGGAGUGGGUCGCCCCUGUGCACCAGCCACAAUCAGGACUUAUCCCCCCUUCUGUGAGUGGAUGGAUAUUUUGUUGCUGAAUGGUGAAACCGUAUCGUACACCACACAAACUCCCGAUUUCAACCCACUAAAUUAGAGCAGCGGCAUGAUCUCAUCUCAGAAGAGAGCUGAUCGGAAAAACGUGACCCUAACACAGCAAACGGGACUUAAUGGACUGGAGUGACUGGAGUGACAGCGGGGACGGUAUGCUUGCACAAAGUCUCGGAUCCAAGUGACAGCUGCAGGUACUCUCGCAAGAACGGGACUUGCAAGAAACGAUGCCUUAGAAAAUAUAACAAAUGGGACUUAAUGUGUCAUAAUCAGAGAAUGUCGAAUUUAGGACUUUACAACGGCAGUGUACUUUAAGACGAUAGUGAUCCUCCCACCUGAGCUCAAAUGUAGUCUCGGAAAAGCACUGCACAACUCUAUUCGCUGACACUCGCUCACCGCUCUACUAUACGAUUUCUAAGAUUCCAACCAUGAUCGGCACCUUGCUCUGCUGUUCAAAAAUGGCUGAGAUCUCCGCACCACCACCUCCACCACCUAACGGCCUCAUCCUUCGCCUAUGCACCUCCCGACCUCGAAUGUGGGCCAACGGCACCAUAAUUCGGGUAGGGUUCUUGAGCGGCAGCGUGGCUAUGAGAGAAAAAGUGAUACAAUAUGCAUCCGAGUGGUUCGAACACGCCAACCUGCACCUAGUCCUCGUUAAUAUCCAUGAAGCUGAUGUCCGCAUCGCCUUCACGCCAGGCCAAGGGCAUUGGUCGCUUGUCGGCACUGAUUGCCACAACGAGCGAGGCCACCAACAGCCAACAAUGAACCUGCACUUGAACGAUUGGACCCCGGGGCGUGUUUUCAAGCGGACGGUUCUGCAUGAGUUUGGGCACGUCCUUGGCUUUCUACACGAGCACCAGAGUCCCGUGAUGGGCAUCAAAUGGAAUAGGCCAGCGGUGCUCGCUUACUACCGCAAGAUAGGGUGGAAAGAUACCGAUGUGGAGGAGAAUGUGUUCAAGCAGUAUGACCAUGAUAUGAGCCAGUCUUCGAGAUUCGAUAGGCUCUCGAUCAUGCUUUAUGCUAUCCCAUCGGAUUUUACUAAUGAUGGCUUCUCGGUUGGCUGGAACGAUAAGCUUUCUGCGAUGGACAAGGACUUCGCCGCCAAAGCUUAUCCGAAGCAGCCUAGGGUAUUCUUCCCUUGUUAAAUUUAAAUGGUCUUGGGGAGAGCGGGCAUGAGGCUGUCGUCCAGCUGCUGAUCGACAGUGGCGCUUAAGUGGAUACAAAAGAUGACCUUAGCCAGACGCCGCUUUCGCAGGCAGCAGAGAGCGGGCAUAAGGUGGUUGAAUAACUAUUACUUAAGCGAGGAUCUUUGUUGAUAGAAGAUAUAUAGGUUAUGGCCCUUUGGCGCUAUUUUUCCCACCCAC